Bipolaris victoriae FI3 is the source of this 243-nucleotide messenger RNA. RefSeq lists its product as hypothetical. Lineage: Eukaryota; Fungi; Ascomycota; Dothideomycetes; Pleosporales; Pleosporaceae. The transcript has a single exon. The record is from RefSeq and is a predicted model, not a curated record. The annotation marks the transcript as partial.
CAUUGCCCCCCACACCCACGCUUUUCGUUGCUAUCGCAGUUUUUGGACACCACCCCGCUGCUCGCGGCUGCCGAUGCUGCUGUGGUCUAUUGUCUGGUAUAUAGACGGUGUAAAAAAUUGAGCUUUCAUAUAUCAUCUGGCAAGAUGGCCGAGCGGUCUAAGGCGCUAGCUUCAGGUGCUAGUAGAGAAAUCUGCGUGGGUUCGAAUCCCACUCUUGUCAACAUUUCUUUUUGCUCUUCUUGA